AUGGAAUCAAAUGAUCUAAGAUGGCCAAAUGUAAGAUUGGGGGAACUAGGAGAUAUGUCUGCUGCUUUUAAGAAUGGAUUUUCUGAUAUGAUGAUGAACACCUUGUGGGUGUACGUACUCGAGGAAUCACAAAACCAUCAACUUUCUGGAUUCCCUGUUCAAGAAUCAUCCGAGUAUAAUACAGUUUCCAAUCCUGCGUUAUCUUCUUCGAGGUUGUUGGUUGACGUGAACCAAAACAGGGAGAAUGACGAUCCAAACUCCAUGAAAAAUACAGAAACGGUUGAAUGUAAAGUGACCCAAAAGGCCCGCCAAGCAAGAGAUGCAAACGGACCGUCCCAUGGGACUUCAAAUCAACUUCUUCUUUGGAUCUUUACGGGUUGGUUGAUAAUCAAGGGUCUGCUAAGAGCAAAUGACCGUGUAAAUAGUGUUGGUAGAUGGUUAGAAGAUGUGGGGUUUGGUAGAUAUGCAAGUGUGUUUGAAAUGCAUGAGGUUGACGAAGAAGCAUUGCCGUUGCUUACUAUUGACGAUUUGACGGAAAUGGGUGUUGUUGCUGUUGGGGCUAGAAGGAAACUGUAUGCUGCAAUAUGUCAACUUAAGGGGAAGUAA
Messenger RNA from Helianthus annuus (common sunflower), 606 nucleotides. RefSeq lists its product as uncharacterized. The transcript is spliced from 2 exons. NCBI's taxonomy places the organism in Eukaryota, Viridiplantae, Streptophyta, Magnoliopsida, Asterales, Asteraceae. Gene Ontology annotation, molecular function: protein binding. The coding region runs from base 1 to 606 and encodes 201 amino acids. The record is from RefSeq and is a predicted model, not a curated record.